Penicillium waksmanii is the source of this 756-nucleotide messenger RNA. RefSeq lists its product as uncharacterized. Bases 1 to 756 code for a protein of 251 amino acids. The record is from RefSeq and is a predicted model, not a curated record. Lineage: Eukaryota; Fungi; Ascomycota; Eurotiomycetes; Eurotiales; Aspergillaceae. The transcript has a single exon.
AUGGCGGACGUCCGGUCGCUUCUCCGGAACGAAUUAGCUUCGCGCAAGGGCUCAUCACCCAAUACCACUGGCAAUCGGGUCAGCAAAAAGCGCAAGGUCGAUAAUGGCGAUGGAGUUAUGCGGAAGAAGCUGCGGUCGACCGACCUAGAGACUGUGGAAGCCGUCGCCAAAGCACAGAACGCUGAGUCGCCCAGUGCCCAGGACGCUACUUCCGACGACGUCUUGGAGGAAGAAGACGAGGUGGACACCGCUGGAUCGGAGCUACCACACGAAUCCAAUCAAGAUAUUGUUCUACCGACUGUGCAACCGACGACAACCGCCGACGCUACGCAAGCUUCUCACACAGUCGACGAGGACGAGUGGGCCGCGUUCGAACGCGAAGUCGCGGCCCCGACGCGACUUCCACAGGCACCUGCAGCUCUUGCAGCAGAAGCUACCAUAUCUGCAGCCCCGGUAACCAACGAGGAGCUGGCCGCACAGCAUGAACAAGAGGCGGCAUCAACAAAGAACGCGAGAGAAGCAGAGUUGGAGGGCGAGCGUGAGGAUGCCGCUCGCUUCAUGGAGGAGGAAUUCGAUGAAAUGGAUCAGCUCGAGGAGCGCGUGCGGAAGUUGAAACAAAUGCGAGAGGAACUUCGAGAGAAACGCGCUCGGGAUGGCGCACGAGACCAGCCGAUGGCUACCGAAGAACAAAGAGAAGCGGAGGAGAGCGAAAGUGAUGAGGAUGAUGAAGAUUGGGACGACUGGAGAUUCAAAUGA